ACGUCACGCGGCAUCUGUGAAAAUUUUAACUGUCUAGCUAUCACGGUUCAUGAGAUGACAGACGGACGGACGGACAGCGGAGUCUCGGUAAUAGGGUCCCGUUUGACACUUUGGGUACGGAACCCUAAAAACGAGCGGCUAUUCUGUGAAGAUAAUUCUCGUCAGCAGUGUUAGCUGAGUGAUAUCGUGGAAGGUCACAAGAUGUCGCUGCAUUCAACAAAAUUAAAGGAAAUAUUUUUAUCGGACUCAAGGUUGUUCUAAAUGCGAUUAACAAUAAUAUUUUUAUAAUGAAUGACAACGCCUAGUUACACUUACAUUUUUUUAACUUGCCACACUAUUCAAUAACGUACGCGAAUGUUGGACAACAUUAUUCAUCUCGCUCGUGCCCACUUUGGUACUCAGCUUAGAAAAUAUUCUAUCCUGCUCUACCGCCUGGUUAAAUUGACGACGAAAGGAGAUCAGAUCGUUCGGCUUCGGUCCUCGGGGUCCCCUAUGACUAGCCAUCUGGGUGAUAGUAGUGUGCGUAGUGUAGUGGUUGUGUUGUAUUUGUAUUCCUCUGAUCCACUCAGUCAGUCAGUGUAGUGAACGAAACGAAAGGAACAGAACACUGAACGAUCGGAACGGUCAUAUCAGCCAGUCAGUUCACCUUCGUCGGCUGAUCGUGGACAUCGAUAGAAGUAUUUAAUUCUGUUUUAGUUUUAACCUAUCACGCUUUUAGUUACGUGCAUUUAUGCACUUCUAAUAAAAUGCGUUUAUCGAGAGUGUAUUAGAAAUUCAAACUUAUCAAGAUAUUAUAGUCAAGACGUCUACAAUGUGAGGUUGACAUUACAUAUUGUUAUGAUGUGAUGAAACGCAAGUAAACUACGAAAGUCUUGUGUGCUUCUUUAAGAUAUUUUCAUAAAAAUGAGACAUGCAUCCAACCGAAAUGCAAAAAAGUGUGUCGGUGCAAGUAGACAGUGAUUUUGCUUUGCUGCUGCCGAGUGGUGUCUACGAAAUUAAGAAAAUGGAGCCAAGAUCGAAACUACGAAAAGUAAUACUAUUCUGUUUACUACUCUCUCUGUUCGGAAUGGUUGCUUUUGGAUAUUUCUGCCCAGAUCAGGUGUGCGCCGUGACGCCUCGGGAGCGGGUGUCGGAGCCGGCCGCGCUCACGUACGCGGAGGCGCCCGGUCGGCCGCUCCCCGACGCUAUGGCUCAGCGCGGCCUCUCCUAUGAUGAAGUGCUCCAUGAUGAUUUCCGUUUCGACCUCAAUGCGCACGACGUCAUGGUCUUCCUGCACAUACAGAAAACCGGUGGCACAUCUUUCGGGAAACAUCUUGUUAUGGACCUUGAUCUAAAGAGGCCGUGUAACUGUCAGAGGGCGAGAAAACGAUGCCAUUGUUUUCGUCCGCACAGCAACGAAAUAUGGCUCUUUUCGAGAUACUCUACAGGAUGGAAGUGCGGGUUGCAUGCGGACUUCACGGAGCUGACAGCGUGCGUGGGCAGCGAGCUGGACCGGCACGAGGGCUCGGCCGUGCACAGGAGAUACUUCUAUAUCACCUUACUGCGGGAGCCAGUCUCUAGGUACCUUUCGGAGUACCGUCACGUGAAGCGCGGCGCGACGUGGAAGGGCUCUCGACAUUGGUGCCAGGGCCGCACGGCCACGGCCCUGGAAGUACCGGCGUGCUACAGCGGCGAGACGUGGCGCGCGGUGACGCUGGAGGAGUUCGCGGCGUGCCAGUGGAACCUGGCCAACAAUCGGCAGACGCGCAUGCUGGCCGACCUGGCGCUCGUGGGCUGCUACAACGGCACGCUGCGCCACCGCACGCCUGACUCCGACCGCGUGCUGCUCGCCUCCGCCAAGAGGAACCUCGCCGCCAUGGCCUACUUCGGCCUCACUGAGUUCCAGAAGAUAUCGCAGUACGUGUUCGAGGAGACGUUCAACCUGCGGUUCGCGGUGCCGUUCACGCAGCAUAACGCGACGGUGUCGGGCGCCACGCUGGCCGCGCUGUCGCCCGCGCAGGUGCAGCACAUCAAGCAGCUCAACUCGCUCGACCUAGAGCUCUACGAUUUUGCCAAGAACCUCAUGUUCAAGAGGUUUGAGGCCCUGAAGAAACGGGACUCCGACUUCGAAUACCGCUGGCGGCACCUGGGCGAGGUGGCCCCGCGCAGCGGCGUCACGGAGUUCGACUGGGACAGCAACCUCGAGGACGCCACCACGGAGAAGUACCGCGGCCGGCGGUAAGCGCCCCAACACUAGUCAACCACCCCUCCUACCCAACCUAGCCGCCAACACGUCAUUCAUAUAAAUACGUUCGUAGUUACACCAGUUAAUACUAUAAACUCUAAAUGUUAACAUAGGUCUGUACAAAUAUUUACAAAUAUCUUCGAGCAGAACUAGUGUUUUGCUAAUGUUUUCUUUAUAGAUUCUUCGUAACAUCCUUGUCUUUAAGCUAUUUUAAAUAUUAUUUUAUGAUAAGUUUCGUAGACGUUGGCAUCUACACAUUGUGCUAUAAUUCCAUCCCUUGUAAUUAUAAUGACUAAAUAUAAAUUAUAUUUUAUCCCGUUAUUAUAUGAAAAGAAUGUUAAUGUUGAAACAGGGUAGGUAAUGCAUCUAGGAUGAGCCCAACGAAGUAGCUUUUAAUGUAAUUAUCUGGGAAAAUGAAGAGUGACAUGACUUAUAAGAGUUAUAAGAUACCCGAUGACUAGGAUUUGUUUUUAAAAACACUUUCCUAUGGAUUAUAUGAUAUAAUGACCGACAAGUAUAUAUUCGAUAUUUACCAUCAGCUUUAUUUUAAUGUAUAUGUUUACGUCGUAUUGGAUAUUGUAUUGGUUCUACAGAUACUCUUAUUAUAAUUUAAAUAGUCUCAUUUUAAUUAGCCAAAGAUCAAAAAAUGGAAAUAAGUCAUACUCAAAAUAAUUGUAAAGGUUUUAUGUAAGUACGAUUAUACGGUUCACUUUUAAUGGUAACUGUAGGCCUUCGUGUGGCUGGGUUAGAGAGGCUCGGGCUUGCCCUCAUACUGGCAGCUUCGUUUGGCUGCCACUUUACAUUACGUGCUAUUCUUAACAAUAAGCCAUUUAUUUGCACAGGUGUAAUAAACGUAAAGAUGUGUUGAACAAAUUAUUAAGACAUGAUUUCAAUCAGUAAAAAAUUUUUUUACGAUCGACUACUUAAUCCGUCAGCCACACAAUGGGUCCUGAAUAGUUACUGUCAGCUUUAUCAAACAAAAGUGUUCUACGUGUUGUUAUUAAAAUAAUUUGGCCGACCGUUUUAGUUUCGUCCAAUUAUAAUUUACAUAUCUUUAUCAAUUAGGUUAGAGUGUUAAGUAUAUACAGUGUUAAGUGUAUAAGUAGGUUAUAUUAUUAAAUCACUUAAGUGAUCUCUCAAACCAAGCACACGGCAAGGCAGCGGCUAAUAGAAUAAGGUUUUAAUUUGUAAUUCGCGAACAAAUUACUAUUAAUAUACUGAUGUUUAAAACACACGCAUACCUACUGUUGUAUUGUAUAAAGCAAUAGAUUUAACAAGCCGCCGCUUUCACUACUGGCAUGUGCUGCGACGUUUCUAAUUUCAAGUAGCAUUCAACGUUCAUACAAGCGUAUUCAUUAGUCGUCCAACUAAUUCAACCAUUGGAAGUUACACGUUAAGUACAUGUGUGUACACGUUAUUACCUACCGUACCUACGUUAGUACCUACUGUAGGUAUUAUAGUUACCACGAAUUUCUCUUAAUCAACAAGUCUGUUGGUUCCGGUUAAGGCUUAUGGCUAAUCAGUAUUUUUAUGAGUUAUUCAAAAUUCAAUAAUACUUAUAGUCUAUUCAUUGUGUUGUUUAUAAUGAAUAAGAUUUCUAGGUCUAUCAGAAAACCCAAAAGUUAUAUUUCCAGCUAUACUCAAUCUAGCCUUUGUUCGUGGCUCACCAUACUUGCAAUCCAACGAGUACUUAAGUCCUAAGUUCAAAUUUGUUUUGCGACCCGAUCCCUUAACUAAUACGACUUUUAGGUCCUUGUAAACAAAAGGUAGAGAAUACCUGAGUUGCUGUAGUCCGAUUGUCGCCACAGCAUCCAGAUUUCAAAGAGUACUACUAAAAUAUUAUAAAUAUUUUUGAUGAAAAAUAUGGAAUAUUCUAUUAGUAUACUUAUUCAGAAAAUGUAAUAAAUAAAUAAUAAUCUUACACAAAUCGACCCAGUCCUACAGUGCGCUCAAUAAGGCUUGUGUUAUGGGUAAUAGAUCUAGAUCUAGCAUUUUUAUUACUUAGCUAUGUAAUGUAUUUACUAACUAAAUUGUAUACCUGGCAUGAAUCCAUAAAAAACUAUGAAUCCAUAAUCGAUUUUCAUGUCAUAGCUGUGUCUGAAGCACUGCCAAUAGAUGUGUUUGUUUUCUGGCGAAUAGUAUUUGAAACAAUGUCGUUUCCCGAAACAGAAGGAUUGAUCAUUGUACGAUCACACUUUUAUCGCAGCGUGCGGCAGAGAGGUCGACCUUUGACAAUAAAUUCGAUAGCUACAACUUGUCUUGUGUUGAUUUUGUUCGCUUAGCUGAUACGUAGAUGAUGCAUUUUGCUAGAUAAUCGAUUGAUUCUUUAAAAGACAUGUUUUGUAUGUUACUCAGGCGUGUGAAACGUAUUUUUUACCUAUUUAUCUAUGUGUGAUGUAGUCAUUGUUUUUCGUCUGAUUGAAAUUGUUCGCUGACAAAAUGUCAACGGUACUGGCAUGCCAUUGCAUGCCAUUACUUAGUCACUCCACAAGUUCCGUCACAAAGGCUUUGGCUGAUAAAAUGUAAUACAACUUUUUUCAUUAAAUAAAAAUCGGCAAAGAGCAUGUCGGGCCUUGCUCAGUGUAGGGUUCCGUAGUUACCAUUCUUUAAGAAUAGGCUAAAGGGGGCUAAAUUAGUAAGUAUCAUGUACACUCAGCUGAAGUGAUCCCCGCUGCAAACAAAUCACUUUUCUCUACAGCUGACUGUCCAUUGCAAGCAUAAGGGAGUGGAGGUCCCCAAAAAGUUAUCUACUUUAGUUUUUAUUUUACCGUUUGGUUGCCAUGCAUGAUUUAAUACAUGAUCCAUGCCAAAUUACAUCUUUUUGGCAACAACGGUCACGGAUCAAAGCUGCGGACGGACAGAUAGAUGGACGUGGAGAAACUAUAAAAACUUACUUAUACAUUAAGGAUUCCUAUUUGACUACCGAACCCUAAAAAUGUAGCCAUGAUUUAAAAGCUUGUUCAAUAUUCGUCAAAGCGUAAUAUAAUUAAUUUAAAUUUUAAAUGGUGACUUAUUUACUUCUUAUUUCCUUUGUGAUUGUCGUUAGGCGCGAAUACGCUGCUAAAUUGUGAAAAAUGAUCCUUGACAAAAGGGAGUAAAAAUUAAGUAGUAAAAAAGUGUCACAGCACAUUAAUAAAAUAUGUACAAUUGUUUAUGUGUAUAAGCCAAAUUUAUUAGAUCAUAAUUUGUCACCGGCAUUUAUAGAGUAAUGUUAUAUAUAAUGUUUAGUAGCACGCCUAGAUUUGACUGCCAUACAACAAGUAGGAUUGGUAAAACAUGUGCCGUAGCAAUCUUGUUAGUCCAAUUCACGUGAUUUUGAUAUAUCAAAAUAAAGAUAAAGAUUCAGCUUUUGCGUUAUGCUAGAUUUAAGCAUGUAAAAAAGGCAAAUAAAUAAAUAGGGCCACCAUUUUUUUUUUAAAUUGAAAAUGACCUCGACAAGGAACGUGUUAUUUGACGUUUUAAUUCUAUGACUUCUUCCGAAUAUAACAUAGAAUCAUGCAAUACUCCGACAGCAACGUUACGUUAAAUUAUACUGCAAGUAAUUCACUAUUAAAUAAGCUUUUAAACCAUAUGCAUGAAUAAUAAAAGGGACCUGUAACUUUCUUAUCAGUAAAAACCUUCGUGACGGAACUUAUGGGCAGACUAAUGAACUAUAGAUUUAAAUAAGAUUAAUGUUUGUUAUUAUGAUUAUAUGAUAUGAAUAUUUUUUCGGUGUGUAAAAAAUAUUACACUAAGCCCUGUGAUAAAAUCUUUAUGCACCCAAUAUUUCAAAAUAAUCCAUCGCAUAAUCCAGAGCUUUAUAUUUUGUUCUCUGCUUAAAAUACAAUUAACUUUUAGCCUCCUACACCCUUUUCCGUACAAAUGUUAAGUGACCAAAUCAGUUACAAGGUAUUUCAGAUGGUCUCUUAACUUUUUUAGUUAAAAAAAGAUAUGUCUUAUAUUUUAGGUCACUUAUUUGUAGCGAUGAUACCAGUUUAAGGCAUGACACUUCAUCGGUUGCGGUGUGAACUGCUCAUGUGCAUGUGGGAAGUGUUCGAUCAGAAGGGAAAGGGUGCCCGGGAACGUUGGCCGAAAGUAAUGGGUGCAAUUGCCAUAUAUCGAGUUAGCCAUUUAUAGAGCACGUAAAUGUUAUUCUUAACGAUUGUCGUAUUAGGUGUUACGAGUGACUUAUCGAAUGCGCGUAUCAAAUAGCUGCACGUACAAGUGCCGAUUGUGGUCUUGUACCAAAUUUUAGGAUAAGGUUUAUUAAGUUCCAGACUGAACCAAAUCAUAUGACGUCAUGUUGUGUUAAUAAACACUAAGUAAUAAAAUAAAUGAAUACAAAAUA
Messenger RNA from Cydia pomonella (codling moth), 6551 nucleotides. It is a transcript of the gene Hs6st, whose product is annotated as heparan-sulfate 6-O-sulfotransferase 2. Gene Ontology annotation, cellular component: membrane. Gene Ontology annotation, molecular function: heparan sulfate 6-sulfotransferase activity. The record is from RefSeq and is a predicted model, not a curated record. Bases 911 to 2221 code for a protein of 436 amino acids. The transcript is spliced from 8 exons. NCBI's taxonomy places the organism in Eukaryota, Metazoa, Arthropoda, Insecta, Lepidoptera, Tortricidae.